AUGAAGCUACAAUUUUACAGUUUUUCAAUUCUCAUCUUGGUUAACAAUGUUCUUCCGUUGAGCAUUCCGAUAUUCUCCGAUAUCCAGGACAUCAUAAGUCUGUGCCAUGACGUGGCAGACAUAUCAUCAGGCAAAGUUCCUUUUUUUAACACUGGCGCAGACACAACAACCGCGAAAUUAGACGGACUUUCCGAUCAGAUAAGCCAACUGACCCAUGCCAUAAACGUCAAGAUGGACAGGCUGAUGACCGCAGUGCUGAAGAACGUCCCCAAGACGGUCCAAUUCAACAGCAUUAUGAACAAAUUCAUUGGACACGUCUCCAGAAUCGACGACCUGUUCGACGACUACGAGUACUACGUCAGGGAAAAAGGCAAGUUUGAUUCGUACACCAUUGACGACUUCUGCAAGGUCACUACGUCUCAUAGGUACGGAGACGUCCAGGACACUUUGCGGCAAAUGUACCAUCUGCUGGUGCCUGGUCAGCUGAACCAGGAGCACCAGAGUCUGCUCGAACUGAUGGUGUUUGUCCUAUCGACUGGAGAAAUUGCUGAUAAGUGCAACCAAGUCAAGGUGCCUCAGCAACAGCUCUACGAUCUGUAUGAAAUAGUCGUUCUUGCUGAGGUCAAGAGCUUCGUUAUGGCCAGUUAUUCUUAUGGAUUGUUGUCAAUUUAUAAAAAUGUGACUUUUGAACACGAGUUGGACAAAGCCGUUAAACAGGUGAUCAUGAGAUGCCAAAACUACUUGACCUUCACAACUGGAGCGCUAAAGAGACUAUCAAGAGAGUUAUUUCUUUGCGAUCCACCAAAACAUAUCGAAGGUGAAACGUACUUCAAGAUCAAUGCUCUUCGACGAGUGCUCGCUCACGAAAGUAUGUUAUCUGAAUCAACGAGUUGUUCUGCAACUUGCGGCGAUGUUGAUACUAAAAAGUAUUACAGAAGUUACAAAUACAAUGGUGAUUAUCAAAGAGUUGAAUGGACGCCAAAUAAUUUUUGUCGCGGACGUAUGAGCGCGUGUCAAGAUCUCGGUGAUUCCGAGGUUUGCGAGCAGCCAACAAACCCCGAUAGUUGGUACUCUUGGAUAAAAUCUGAUGUUGGAACAUUUGGUGAAAAAGACAGCUGUAGUGGCCGCACAAAUAAAGAUCUCUAUACCACGUAUCCCGGUUUCUAUAAGUGUACAUCCUGCUUCUGUCUAUGCUCUGAAGAAAACGCCGAAUCAACAGCCACUCGUACUUUUAGUCUCAGACCACAGAUGGCAGACAUAAAAAAAAACAUGGUUGUAACCGGUUUAAAGUGGGAACUGCAGGACAAUGUGGUCCACAUUCAAAUUCAGCAAAGCAAGAUGCUAGCUUCAUCCGCGAUCCAAGUGAACUCAACCAGUUUGGUAGAACUUGAAAAGUUUGUUUACAUGGAUAAUACAACUGGAGGGGCAUUUUACAUCCAAAAUGGCAACCGAUCAAUAUCGUUGAUGGAAGGCAUAGACUACUCAUGGAUUCGCAAUGGCCAGCGAGAUAUCAACCUGGAUAACCUUUACAUCCAAGAACCCGGUUGGUGUAUCACCGGACUAAAGUUGGGCAAGGAUUCUAACAAUGUUAAAGCAGUGCAACUGGAAGCCCAUAUAACUCCCUUCAAUUUUUCCAAUGGCUUGCUUAUUCCUAGUAAUGCCAAGCCUUCUAAAUGGAUAACCUAUAAGGACAUGCCUAAUCACGCACUGGAAAGAACAGAGAUCGACGUCGGGGGUAGAGACGUUCCUACUAAGCACGAGAAUUCGAAAUCUAGUGAAGACUCCGAUGCUACGUACUUCGCGCCUACUGACAAGUGGCGCGACGUGGCACAACACACUCUUCCGUAUUUCGACAAGCGAUUGGUCACUGGGGACCCUCCAGUUCCGGUAGCUGGUGCCGCCAUCUACCUUCUCUACAGUGAAGAGUCUGGUGGGAUGCUUGGAUGUAAAAUUAAUUCCCUCGAUCUUGUCCAGUAUUUGAACAAGACAAUGGUAGAGAAAAAUAUGAUUGCAGAUAAUUCUACAGAAGCGGCUAUUUAA
Molecule: messenger RNA, 2040 nt
Organism: Cotesia congregata
Lineage: Eukaryota; Metazoa; Arthropoda; Insecta; Hymenoptera; Braconidae
Source: the annotation of a GenBank genome assembly